UCACACACACAGCUCCGUCAACGCAGCUCCGGGGUUUUUUGGGGUUGGACUAGCUAGCUUCUUGUCAUAAAUGACAUCAUUUUGAUGUAGACUCGCAUUUCGAGAAAUAUAAUUGGCUGAGUGAAGUAUAUGGAUGGUUACUCAGGAAAUCUGUUCCUGAUUAUUCGAACGGCCCAGGGGUUUGGUGGAAGGGGCAGGAGUUGCUGAGAUCAGCCAGGUUAUUGUUUUCUUUCAGGCUUGCUAGUAAAGUGGUAACGCGCCGUACCAGUGGAUUUUUGGAACAAGCUAAAUUGCAUCAGUGGCAUUUAACAACGGGACUUUCUAGUGACACAUGAGAAUGACCAAAACGCCAGUAGCGACAGCUUCGAGGAGCAUGGGAGAGAAUGAAGUCAGUUGCUCCGGUGCAUUUGCGGAUCCGGCAGUUUGGUCGACAGAGGAAAAACCAGACUCAAACAACUAUAAUGGGGCUAUCAUCUGUGUUUGCGAAAACGCACGUGAACAUGUUCCACAGUUAGUUGUCACUCGUGAGUUGAGCCCGUGCCGUAUUGAACUGAAGGCCAUGAGAGUUGGCGGACUCUCCGUUGGCUCCCAUCCCGAGGAAGAAUCGGUGUGCUCGGACAGUGGGUUCGGGGGCUCGCCUGCCUCGUCACUACUCAGGAAACUGUCGAACGCUUCCUCAUCUAUACUGUCGCCCACCUCGUCUUUCGAGGAUUACGAGGAGGAUGGUGCAAGCAGUAACUAUGAAAAUCACAUUCACGUGACAAAUGUAUCUGCUUGUGUAGAUGAACCCCAUCGGAACACCACAUGGAAGAAACCCAAAACCACAGGGAACCUGCAUGCCCUCUCAGUGCAGCACAAGAAACCACAACAAUGGGUACAAGUGGUUGGACAUGCAGGAAGCUUCCAUGCAGGGGACUGUGGCAUGCUGCUGAAGCGCUUCUGUGAGGGGGAGCAGCGCUGCCUGCAGCGGCUGAUGGAGGACGCCCUGAGGCCCUUCGUACCAGCCUACCAUGGGGUGGUGCAGCGGGCCGAGCAGGACUACAACAUGAUGGACGACCUGCUGACGCAUUUCAACUCGCCCUCCAUCAUGGACUGCAAGAUGGGCAGCCGGACGUACCUGGAGGAGGAGCUUCUGAAGGCGCGGGAGCGCCCGCAGCCCCGUAAGGACAUGUUUGAGAAGAUGGUGGCCGUGGAUCCAGAGGCCCCCACGGCCCAGGAGCGAGCCCAGCAGGCCGUGCUGAAGACCAGGUACAUGCAGUGGCGGGAGACCCUGAGUUCCACAACUACCCUGGGCUUCCGCAUCGAAGGGGUCAAGAAAACCGAGGGGGUGUGCAACACAAACUUCAAAAGGACCAAGAGCAGGGAGCAGGUGAUGGAAGCGUUGAAGGACUUCGUAGAUUGUAAUAUCCAAAUCGUGAGGGGUUAUCUGAAACGGCUGAAGGAACUUUGUAUGGUUUUGGAGACCUCGGACUUCUUCAGAACCUAUGAAGUUGUGGGCAGCUCCCUGCUGUUUGUGCAUGAUGGUACGGGGAAGGUGGGGGUCUGGAUGAUUGAUUUUGGAAAGACUGUUCCACUGCCAACUCCUCUGACCCUGGACCACCGCACCCCCUGGGUGGAGGGGAACCGUGAGGACGGCUACCUGUGGGGGCUGGACAACCUCAUCGAGAUCCUGUCCAGCUUGCUCCCUGUCACCUGAAUCCCAGUCUUAUUACAGAAGGACCCUUCUGUGCCAACCACGCCUCCCCACCAGCACCGUGUCUGAAACGCUCUGGCCCUGUUCCACUGGGUGCAUGUUUAAUGUGCAGACCAUGGGACUUCACUUCUGUGGCGACCUUUGGGAAUACUCGGACCGCUGUAAAUAACUGUUAGGUGUAAGGAAAAGGCAGACAGCCCUACAGUACAGUAUGUGACGGUCAAAGUCGACUAUGAGCACAGCUAGCUGGGAGAUUAACCAAGAUGAAGACAAAUGAAACACUGCCUUUUUUUUUUUUUUUUUGCAGAAAGAAACAUAGCUGACAUGUUUUGAUAAUGAACGCUGUGUCUGUGCUCCCCUACGUAAGCGAGACGGGAGUUUGUGUAGCUGUAGAGACAAAUUUUCAUGGUUCCCUGAGUCAUCUCGCAAGUUUUACUCAUCAUGUAUCAUCUGACUAGAGAUAUGACGCAGUGCUUUAACCCAUGUCAUUUUUCGUACAGAAAUCGAAUGGCUUUAAAUGUAAAUACAUUUUUAUUUGAGAAUGAGCUCUUUUUUUCUUUUCUUCCAGUAAGAGUAUUUUUUUCCCUUCCAUUUUAUCAUACAACAAAGAUGUGGCAAUGUGAUGACACCCAUGUACAACCAUACUUGUGUUAAUACUCAUAGCAUUGAGAGUGAAAGCUGAUCAGUUUUGAAGAGCCUGGAUCAAAGGACUUUUCUGGAUUCAAAUUGUACUGUUGAGAGUAGUUAAUUUAUUCAUUUCUUAGAUCAGACUGUUAAAGUGGAUGCCAUUAAAAUGUGGACCAACUCA
Molecule: messenger RNA, 2501 nt
Organism: Osmerus eperlanus (European smelt)
Lineage: Eukaryota; Metazoa; Chordata; Actinopteri; Osmeriformes; Osmeridae
Gene: itpkca
Product: inositol-trisphosphate 3-kinase Ca
Exons: 7
Coding region: 332-1696 (454 amino acids)
Biological process (GO): inositol phosphate biosynthetic process
Cellular component (GO): cytoplasm; nucleus
Molecular function (GO): inositol tetrakisphosphate kinase activity; inositol-1,4,5-trisphosphate 3-kinase activity
Source: RefSeq, a predicted model, not a curated record